This is a messenger RNA of Stegastes partitus (bicolor damselfish), 3477 nucleotides long. RefSeq lists its product as uncharacterized. Gene Ontology annotation, biological process: negative regulation of DNA-templated transcription; regulation of transcription by RNA polymerase II. Gene Ontology annotation, cellular component: histone deacetylase complex; transcription regulator complex. Bases 267 to 3308 code for a protein of 1013 amino acids. The record is from RefSeq and is a predicted model, not a curated record. Gene Ontology annotation, molecular function: transcription corepressor activity. Lineage: Eukaryota; Metazoa; Chordata; Actinopteri; Pomacentridae. The transcript has 11 exons.
UGUGUGUGUGUGUGCUGCUGUCAAAGGAUGCACACUAAAGAGAGAGAGAGACUCAAAUAGGAAGGACUAUGUGAGAAAAUCUGAAGGGCGACACAAUUAGACAAACACUCGAGACGGCAGAGCGACAAAAGAGUGAGAAAGAGUGAUGAUGAGGAGAACCGGGGGAGCGACGAGAAGCCGAAAGCACGAAGAACGGCGGACGAACAUGUGUCAAAAGGAAAUUAAGCGGCAAUGACUGACUCUCCAGCGAAACCCAGUGAGCCGUCAUGGAGGAUCGUUCGUCCACGCAAUCCUUCUCCAACCUGCACCACCAUCACCGCCGCCCGUCCUUUCCCCUCGCUCUGCCCAGCAUUCAGAGCUCUGAUGUGGGAUACCUGCCCUCUCAGCCUCCCCAGGAUCCCUUGGAGCAGUUUAGCAGUAGAGGGGAAGAACCCACAACCUCAUUCUUGACAUCGAACUCCUCUUCUGGGGCAAGAAGGGCGAGCAGUGGGGCCAACAGGGUCUACCUGAACACCAGCAUGAGCAGCUUGGAUGGAGAUGCUAGCUUCGGAGGCCAUCUCGAUGGAGACAACGGCCUAGGCGGCCAUUUUGAUGACACUUGGUAUAGCGGCAUCAAGAAAGAAGCCUGGGAUGACGCGGAGAGCUGUGAAAGCACGGCGGAGGAUUUUCAUGGUAAAGGCGAUUGCUACGGUAACACAAAUGACGUUUUUUACAUGACGAACUGUGCAAGCGAGGACGGAGCGAGGCGUCGAGUCAGAGCAAACUAUAAUAGUUACGACCACGCUAGCUGUGAGGUUAAAAGUGAAUCAGUUUACAACAGGGAGGCCAACAUGAGCCACUUCACCAAACAAACUACUUCCUACAGCAGGAGCGGAGGAGGAAGCUUCAACGACAGCACUGUAGAUUACUGCAGGACAGACUCGAGGGUGAGCGAUAAUUAUUUAGGCGGAGAAGAAGAUUACGGGUCCAGCUGCGGCUCAGGUGAAGAUCAGCUUCAGCCAGCAGAGCUUGAGGCUUCGUGGCUCAGCGUCUCUCCCUCGACUCAGGCAGAAAACAGGUGGAGAGCAGCAGCAGACGGCCACAGUUUGGCCUCAGGAUGCCCGCCGCAGAGAGCCCUUGCGCACAUCAACAGCAGGACGUACACUCAGAAGCUGGACUCCUUCUCUGAGGCUUUCCUCUCCCAGCGGAAGAGGAGAUUCCCUGUGAUUCCCGCUGGAGAUUCCUCUGGACAAAUGUGGGAAUUUGGAGGCGGGAGAGGAGAAACCCCGGGAUUGAUCAAGUCGAGGCAAAUCUACGGUAUUGACUCAGACUCCUACCAGCCUCCCUCCUCCUCCUCCUCCCCCGCUCACCCCUCUCACCCGUCCUUCCCGUCUCCUCCCACAUCGUCUCACCUCAUGUCUUCAGUUCUCAGUCCCCCUCCCACACCUUUACCUCCUCCGUCCCACUCGCCCUCCAAAAUGGACUCCCCCGGUGCGUUCGGGAGCGUGGGACAUUCAGCUUCUCAGGGAGAAUCGCUCGGCACGCUCCAGUUUUUCACCCCUCGCCUUCAGUCCGUGCCACCUGGGAUGAUUUGGAAGUUUCCACUGCUGCCACAUUGCUUCUCACAGUCGUCAGGCGAGCUCAGCAGCACUGAAUGCAACGUACGAUCCUCCCAUGGUGAUGACUACGGACACAUCCCAGCCACGCGCGACAUCCUUCAGUGUCCCGAAUCGUCCUUCCUCGCUUCCUCGUCCCAUCACACGUCCCUCCAUCCGUCCAGAGCCCUGUGUCCCUCCAGCGGUCCGUCCCUGCAUACCUCCUUCCAUCUUCCCCCUCAUGCGUCGCACCUCUCUGAGCAACGCCGCGAGGUGGUAGAAAAGAAACCUCCUGAUGUGGUGGCCCAGAAAGUAAAGAACGGAUCUGCCAGUUUGAUCCAAUCACAUCUGCAGCAACAAGCCCCUCCAGUCUACACUGGAACACCAUUUCCCAGCAUCCUUCACACCAGCAGAGGUCAGAAGAGGGGUCGCUACACUCCACGGCCUCUCCUCAACCCAGUCCGCAAAGGGACGGGGCUCUACUCGUCCCUCUCAUCUCGCCAUCACCGAGGGGAAGAAGCAGCAUGCAGAGAAGACGAGGAGGAGUGUGGUGUGUUACCACGUGUCAACGUGGGUGCUGACUUCCAGGCAGAUCUUCCUCCGUGCUUCGGGGACAACAAAUGGCCGUCGGCGUGGUCACCGCAGGAAGAAACUCCUCGGGAACAGUUGCUCUGGAAACCGUGGGACAAGCUGGAGGAGAAUGCCCACUUACAAAACCAAGUCGAGAAGCUGUUGUCCAUGUGUAGUUCCAGCUGCCUGCCAGGAGGAGGCAGUAAUACCGAGCUGGCGCUGCACUGUCUGCACUCUUGUCAAGGGAACACAAUGGCCACACUGGAGAUGCUGUUGUUCUCACAGCCCUCACCGACAGGAGACUACCACUACUCUGGCUGUGAUUCUUGGACAGACACUGAAAAGAGUCUCUUCAGUGCAGCUCUCGGGACUUACGGAAAAGACUUUUCACUCAUAGAGAAGACGGUGAGGACAAAGACAGUGAGCCAGUGUGUAGAGUUUUACUACCUGAGCAAGAAGCUCCUGGACAAGCAGAAGAAGCAGAAGGAGGAGGAGGGCAGAGAUGGAGCGCUGGAGCAGCAGAAACAUGUGACGCCCAUCUGUCAGCCAAUGGGCAGGCAGUUUGCGCUGGAGGAGGCGGUUCCUGUGCCCCCAUUGGCCAGCUUCUUCCCCUGUAAGCUGUGUGGAAAAAUGUUCUAUAAAAUCAAGUCCCGCAACGCCCACAUGAAGAUCCACCGGCAGCCUCAGGAGGACUGGGUGGACCGGCGGCUGCAGCAGCAGCUCCUCACCCAGCGCAUGGCCCUCAGUUGUCCCACCAACCUCAUGCCCACCACAGCCAGCAACCUGCUCCCACCACAGGCUGCUCCAGCUUUGACAUUUUCCCCCUCAGGUCUCACUGGAGGGUCCAGCAGCAGCAGCAGCAGCCAUGCAGACCAUAACUCUGUAACCAACAGCAACCCCAUCACUCCUACCAGUGCCAGUGUCCUGGAUCCCAGCACCGCUGUAACGUACAGCAACAUCGCUCCUCCAAACUCUCAUGUAAUCACCAAUGUUGACGGCAGUGACUCAAAUCAAACAGAGCCCAGCUCUGUCUUACCCUUCCACCAGUCGUGGGGCUCCUUUGGACACCUUCCAGACCAGGCUACGUUCUACUGCAACCCAGCAGUGAAGGAGGAAGUCGGAAGUGGGACAGUGGCGGGAAAAGAGCCCAUCGACUGGCAGUAGUGUUCAGCUCCCUGAAAGCAUUACAAUCCCCGAGGUAUGAGACUUGUCACGCUGGAUUUUUAAAAUCAAACUCAUUUUAUUCAAACUUCAGUACUUUUUUGCAAAAAAAUUAAAAAAAAAAAGGUUAUUUUUGAUCAGUUUUUGUUGUAAAUUUUGUACUUAAAUGUGU